AAGAGGUCUACAAUCCUGUCUAGCUAGCUUUUUCACUGCAAGUUGCUCUCCCUAACAUGCAUGCUACCUAUCAUUCAGAAGCUUAAUUGAGAGCUGAUCUUGAUCAGUACACCCCUCUUGUUAUAGUAAAACAUAGGUUCCAGAGAAUGUUGCAAAACCCUAGCCCAAAGGGUCCCCCUUUCCACAUUAGGGCAGCCCUACUCCCUAUCUAUCCUGCUUCAGUUCCACACCACCCAUCAGCCAGAAGUGAGACAUGCCAUGCUACCCAAAUCAUCACCUUGUUGUACCUUCAUGUGUGUAUAUACAUCACAUUCCUCUCCUCUAGCUUUACGCCUAACUCCACACAUUAGCUAGCUAGCUAAGCUAGCUCAUAUACUUUGCGCCGUAGGCCGUACGGGUGAUCUGUAGCUUCCAUUGACAGGACAUGGUAGGGAAGCUGCCACAGCACCGCCAUCACCAUGGCUCCUCCUCACUCGGGGCAGAGGAGCUCAACCUCUUACACAUGGCCAGGGGGGGCUCCCCGCCGGACGGUGGCGGUGGAGGCGGCGAGAGCCGGGGCGCGCUGGGCCAGUGGAAGUGCAGGCUGCUGGGCUCCCUCCGUCCGUGCCGCGCGCGCUGCGUGGUGUGCCUGCAGGUGCAGCACGUCACCGGCCUGCCCCCGGCCGCGGAGGGCCACGGGCUGGUGGUGGGCUGGCGGAGCAAGGGCGGCGAGGGGGAGCACACGGCGCCUGCCCGGGUUGCGCGGGGCGCCGCCGCGUUCGACGAGGUGUUCCUGCAGCACUUCACCGCCGGCAGCGCCACGCUGCGGGGCUUCACCGUGUGGGCGGCGCUCCUGGACGCGCCUGCCGAUAAUGGGGAUCUCGGCGCGUUCCCCGUCGACCUCGCCGAGGUCGCCGCGGCCGCGGCGGAGACCUCCAACUCCAACGCCAGCAAGUUCGGAGGCAAGGCGCUCAGCUUCCCGCUGGGCGGGGCGGCGGCCGGUGCGGUGCUCAGCGUCAGCGUCUACUGCAGAGUGAUGGAUCAGCACGAGGACAGCCAUGGGGCUGCUAACAAUAAUGCAGGUCAAGCAAGAGAGAAGAAAAAGAACAAGGGCAAAGCAGGCUCCUACGCCUCCUGCCUGCCGGACCUGAGCUGCCUCCGCAACCGGCAGGUGGCGGCGGCGUCCGGCGGGUCGGCGCGCCGCGCCCCGUCCAUCCGCUCCGAUCGCGGCGGCUUCAUCACCAUCGAGAACUCCAUGUCCGAGAUAAUUGGCGGCGGCGGGGCGGCCUUCGGCGUGGCGGAGGACGUGGACGAGGGGGCGGAAGGCGCGGGGUUCAUCACGAUGGAGGAGGGCAGGGUGUCGUCGAGGCGGCCGCUGACGCCGGACACGGUGGCGUCGGAGGAGGAGGACGAGAAGCCGUGCCUGUUGAUGGAGCUGUCGUCGGAGGAGGCGGCGGUGGACGUGGAGAAGGUGGAGGACGAGUUCCUGGCGAUGCUGGAGGACAGGUACUUGGCGAGGAGCAAGGAGAUCGAGAAGGGGCUGGGCGUGAGCCUGGACAUCGGGCUGGACCUGGGCCUGGACCUGGACUCGCUCAUCAAGGACGCCGAGAUGGAGCUCGCCAAGGCGGAGCAGGCGUGGAAGAGCAAGGUCGGCGCCGCCAUCGUGGAGGAGGAAGAGUACAGGGAGCUAGUCCGGAGGUGGAGCGCCAGGGAGACCGCCAGCCACCACUCUGCGGGCUGCUCCUGGGGCUUUGGAUUCGGGAGCCCGAUCUGAAACACUAUACCUACUGGCUACUGUUGCUGCUGUUCUGUCUACCUCAUGUCACGCGUGCUUAAUGUUAAUAUAUAUAUAUAUAUAUAUAUAAGAUUUUAUACAUGGGAAAUGUAUUGCCAUUUGAUUGGAUGAAAUAAUGUAAUAUUGGGAAAAUUGAAGGA
Zea mays is the source of this 1914-nucleotide messenger RNA. RefSeq lists its product as uncharacterized. The transcript has 2 exons. The record is from RefSeq and is a predicted model, not a curated record. NCBI's taxonomy places the organism in Eukaryota, Viridiplantae, Streptophyta, Magnoliopsida, Poales, Poaceae. Bases 425 to 1753 code for a protein of 442 amino acids.